UUCUCGCAUUUAAAUGUAAAUGGGUCGCCAUGGUGCCAGUGUAGUUGCAGUUCAACCAGCGGUGAAACCACAUCGCAGUAUUCCUUGCGGAAAAGCCAUGACAAGUCAAUUCAAUCAGGAAGUUCUCGCCGAACACAACCGGUUGAGAGCCCAGCACUCGGCAGCCCCGUUGGAGCUGGACGGAUCCAUGUGUCGAUACGCUCAGGAAUGGGCGGACAAUCUUGCCAGAAGGAAUACCCUUCAGCAUCGAACCGAUCAGAAGUAUGGGGAAAAUUUGUAUGCCAUGUACGGCAAGACGGAUGUCACAGCCGGGGAUGCCGUGCAGAGUUGGUACAAGGAAAUUAAGGAUCACACCUUUGGACAGCCUGAUCCGGGAGUGAAGUUCUCCAAGGUGGGGCAUUUUACGCAGCUCGUUUGGAAGGAGUCCAAGCGGCUGGGUGUGGGUAAGGCCAUCAACAGCAGUAAGGCAGUGUACGUGGUAUGCAACUACGAUCCGCCGGGAAAUUUCAAGAACCGAUACGCUGAGAAUGUUUCGGCCAAGUGAGGAUGGGCAGUAGUUGACUAAUGGAUGGAUGUUAAGAUAGUGUCGAAAAACAUGUGCAGCUAGUUAAGGUUCCACAAAGGGUCACUACAUUUGUAUUCUUCUUCCGUUUGAAAUCUUCUACAUACAUCAUUUUCUAAAUGUAUUGGUAAAAUUCAUUGGCAGUGCAUGUUGCUGCGCCAAAACUAUCCAUGUUUUAUAAAUAUCAACUGGUAUGGUGAGUAAAAUUUAACCCAUCCCUUCAUUUCAAUACAACAGCAAAUGUUACGUCACAUUACCAUUACUAUAGUGCAUAAAAAUGUUUAGACAAAAAAUUCACAUUGCUAGACCGAGCUGUAUAAAAUCGUGUUAAUCCAGCUGAGCAGUGAUGCCAACAUUCUAGUUUUUUGGACGCAUCCAGACAAACACUUCUAAGCAUCCAGUUUUUUGAGAAUUCAUCCAGUUUUCAUUAUUAAUAGCACAUAAUUUGACAUAUGACAACCAGUAAAUAAUAAUUAAGACGCUUAGCUACUCAGAUUUAUUGUUUUUCCCGUUUUUUAGUCAGGGGAGCGAAGCCAGUAAAGUUUUAUACUAAACUGAUAACUGUUAUCAUUGUAGUUGAAUAAACAGCCAAGCACAA
Ochlerotatus camptorhynchus is the source of this 1160-nucleotide messenger RNA. RefSeq names its product Golgi-associated plant pathogenesis-related protein 1-like. The coding region runs from base 20 to 544 and encodes 174 amino acids. Gene Ontology annotation, cellular component: extracellular region. The transcript is spliced from 2 exons. Lineage: Eukaryota; Metazoa; Arthropoda; Insecta; Diptera; Culicidae. The record is from RefSeq and is a predicted model, not a curated record.